GACCUGGAUAUGUACGAGCUCGCGGCACCAAAAACAGUAUCAUUUGCUUGAGUAACAGUUCUUGGUCAAUCCCUGAAAAGUUUUGUUCAAGAAAACGAUGCACAACUCCUGAAGAGAUAGACAAUGGUUUAUUUUGAAGCACCAGACUUUUUUUUCAGCUCCAGAAUACGUUAUUUUUGUAAUCAGGGGUACCAGAUGAUAUCAAAACAUAAUUAUAGAGAUUGUAAAGCAGAUGGAACUUGGAGUCAUGGUGUUCCAGAAUGUGAAGUUAUAAUUUGUGGACCUCCAGAUGAAAUUGACAAAGGACAUUUUACCCCAGUCAAAGAGGAGUAUUCAUACCUGGAUUCUGUUAAAUAUAAAUGUGAUGAUGACCUUGUGUUAGAUGGAGAACAUUCUGUGUACUGUACAGAGAAUGGGAGUUGGAGCGUUGAUGCUCCUAACUGCAUAGUGUCAUUUGAAUGUGAAAGAGGUUUCACCCUUCAAGGAUCUAGCUUUUCAGUAUGUAAUAUUACAAGUGAAUGGGAUCCACCAAUACCAGAAUGUCAGCCUGUGAUCUGCAAACCUCCAGACGAUCUUGUUAAUGGAAAAUAUAGUCCAUUAAAAAACCAGUAUUAUUUCAGUGAGAAAGUGACAUAUAAAUGCAAGGAUAAUUUAAAACUUGAUGGCGCAAGCACUUUGUUCUGCACUGAAAAUGGGAAGUGGAGUUCCUCACCACCUACAUGCCGUGUUGUGACAUGCGAACCUCCAAGAAGUAUUUCUGAAGGAAUAUAUAGCCCAUUAAAAGCCCGGUAUCAUUACAGGGAUGAAGUGACAUAUAAAUGUAAAGAUAAUCUAAAUCUAGUGGGUCGAAGCACUUUGGUAUGUGAGGAAACUGGGAUGUGGAGUUCUGGGCCACCUAAAUGUAAAGCUGUUACCUGCGGACCUCCGGGAGAUCUAAAUAAAGGGGAAUAUAGCCCUAUAAAACGCGAGUAUACUUACAUGGAUCAAGUAAUUUAUAAAUGUAAAGAUAAUCUAGAAUUAGAGGGUGCAAGCACUGUGUCCUGUAAAGAAAAUGGGAAGUGGAAUUCUGAACCACCUAAAUGCACAGUUGUGACCUGCAAACCUCCAGUAUCUAUGCAAAACAGAGAAUAUAGUCCACAUAAAACCCAAUAUACUUACAUGGAUCAAGUGACAUAUAAAUGUAAGAAUAAUCUAAAACUAGUGGGUGAAAUUACUUUGUUCUGCGUGGAAAAAGAGAAGUGGAGCUCUGAGCCACCUGAAUGCAUAGGAGAAAUAAAAUGUCCACUGCCAGAAAUUAGAAAUGGGACAAUUUUGAUACACUCCAGCAAUAGUGUGAGAAUUGAUUGCCACUCAGGAUAUGUACGAAAUGGCAGCAGUAUAAUGACUUGUCAGUCUAAUGGGAAGUGGUCUUCUCUUACAACAUGUGUGCCAAGGGUCAGUUGUCUUAAUCCUAAAAUAUUUAAUGGAGAAAUCAAACAGGGAACAGCGUCAUGCUUCCAGAAUGGUUUAGAAAGCGGGUAUAAAGUAAUGGACCAAGUGAAAGUUGCAUGCAAUACUGGAUACAGUUUGAAAGGAGAUAAUACAAUAAUUUGUGGAUAUGACUUACAGUGGUAUCCCAGAAUUCCUAUCUGCCAGGGUUGGCUUGACUGCACAUAUCCAGCUAUUGAGAAUGGUCGCAUUGUUCUUAAGAAUGGGAAGGAAUAUGUUCCUGAAGAUGUUGGCCAUGGCUUUGAUUGGGGGGACACUGUCCAAUUACAGUGUGAUUCUGGCUAUGUAAUGCAAGGAGAUGCCAACAGUUAUUGUGCUUUCCGCUGGAAAUGGUCACCGGAACUGCCAAAGUGUGUUCUUUCAUCUGUUAAUAAGUUAAGAGAACAGUAUGCUGUUUGAAGAGGCAUCACUGUAAUUGAAGACAAUGGAAUCCUGAACUUGGUGUGACUUGUGUUCAGACAACUUGGAGCUACUUUUUAUCUCAUAAUCACUAUAAGUAAUAGUUUAUCUACAAGACUUUUUGUUGGAUGUUAAUUUUUUAAAUGAAUAAACAAAAUAAAACAAGA
Bombina bombina (fire-bellied toad) is the source of this 2054-nucleotide messenger RNA. RefSeq names its product sushi, von Willebrand factor type A, EGF and pentraxin domain-containing protein 1. Lineage: Eukaryota; Metazoa; Chordata; Amphibia; Anura; Bombinatoridae. The coding region runs from base 124 to 1887 and encodes 587 amino acids. The transcript has 13 exons. Gene Ontology annotation, biological process: negative regulation of complement activation, classical pathway. The record is from RefSeq and is a predicted model, not a curated record.